Messenger RNA from Oncorhynchus tshawytscha (Chinook salmon), 1494 nucleotides. It is a transcript of the gene snx22, whose product is annotated as sorting nexin 22. Lineage: Eukaryota; Metazoa; Chordata; Actinopteri; Salmoniformes; Salmonidae. The record is from RefSeq and is a predicted model, not a curated record. The transcript has 7 exons. The coding region runs from base 219 to 920 and encodes 233 amino acids. Gene Ontology annotation, molecular function: phosphatidylinositol phosphate binding.
UUUGUGGGAGGAGCAUUGGAGAGUGUCUCAAACGUUGCCCUGAAGUUACGGUAACCGAGUUGAUAUUGUCACGUUGACCAUUAUCGCUUUAUGUUCUCUUACCUGGAUUUUCCCCGAAUGUUUAGAAGGGGACAUUGUUAAAGAUUGAAGACAGAAAAGCCGCAGCACCACUCAGUAGGAAGGCAAUUGGACAGUUUGCGCUCAGAAAAGUCCGAUGAAUGGCUGAAGAUUCCCCUAUGAUUGAGGUAUCGAUUCCGUCGCUGGAGCGAGAGGUAGACGAGUCGGGGAAAUUGAGAAAGCUCUUCAGAGUUGAGAUAUUGUUCAAUGGAAGGAAGCACUUUGUGCUCAGAAGACACAGUGAAUUCCAGACCCUGCACAGAAAGCUGAAGAAGAUUGUGCAUCCCCCAGACUUCCCAAGCAAGAGGAGCACCCAUCUGAGAACCAAGCCUCUUGAGCAGAGGAGGCAGCAGCUGGAGGACUACAUUCAGGAUAUAAUUUACCAGUAUGAAGAAGUCCCUCAGGUGCUGCUGGACUUCCUGCAUGUGAAACAUUUCCACUCUGGGAACAAAAUAAGCAGCCUUGAGUAUGUACCUGCCUGCCUGCCUCUGUCCCCUCACUUCAACCAGCUACUCACAUCAGAUCAUUUGAUGAUAGUGACCCUCAGGGAUAUGGCUGUCAGCUGCAGCAUCAGCGUGUGGUGGGAUUCUGUCGUGACCCCUAUCUCCUGGAGUCCCCCUCAGAUCUGCCGGACAUCGUCACGGAUGGGGUCCUGCAGGGCUUGUACCCCCGAGACAUCCGUGUCAGCUUCACAGCCUGCACAAAACCCAGCCUCCCAGAGAGACCCAGUCUGGCUCCAGCGAUUCCCUCUAUAUAGUGGCAACCCAUGCAGAAGUCCUGACACGAGGAUCUGUGGAUUUUAAAAUGGCCUUGAUAGUAAUUUGGAUGAAUGUCGUGUCUGAAUCGGCAACCAAUGGAGGCCCAUUUGCUUGUAUACUACCACACAAUAGAAAAUGUUUACGUUACUCUGGGUGCUUGACUAAAGUCACACAGGCCAAUUGAAGAGGUUCUAGAAAGCAAUGUCAUAAGUUGGUGGUUCCUGUUUAUGAACAAAAGUCAUUGUAUGCAGUUGAUGAGUCCCCCAUUAACUGCCUUAGGUCACUUAAUGACCUAUCGGUCACCUGCCAGCUCAAUGUCCACAUGCAACAAUUUGAUUCCUUAUUAAUAGGGUGGCAGGUAGCCUAGUGGUUAGCAUGUCGGGCCAGUAAGUGAACGGUUGCUGGUUCGAAUCCCUGAGCUGACUGAAAUGCUGUGCCCUUGAGCAAGUGCUGCACCUAUCCAGUGAGACAAACCAUUGGUUUAUGCAUGAAAGCAAUAGUCUGCCUGGAAUGAGUUUCACAAUCACUGGCAUUUCAUAUGUAAAUGUUUUUACAUGUUAAGCUUUAUAUUAAAAUGUAAUACAUGACCCAUGUUCAUAUAAAAAUGUUCAUUCUUCUA